CCAAGCGGUGAUACGCGGCUGUGAUAGGAUUGCAGCUGUGCCCGCAGUCCUGUAACCUUCAGGUAGCUCUCAACUGGCAAGAUAACUACAAGAUUUGGUGGUUUUGCUGUGCUGUGGUUCGGUCUGCAACUCAUGACUUGGAAGAAGGGAAGUACACACUGAGACAAUUCAGUAGCUAUGACAAACGGCAAGAAGAAAGAUGGCAAGAAGAAAGGUGCCAGGAAGGAUGAUAAGAAGGAAGCUGUUGAGAAGUCAGAAGAAUCUUUAGAUACUACAACUGAUAGUGGCUUAACAACGCUGCCAGAUUUGUGGAGUGAGUCAUUGAGUGAAGAAAUUCCGGCAAUUCCAGAGGCACCAGAUAAAGAGGUAGAGGAACCACCAGUCCAGCCUGUUCCCGCCAUCCAUGAAGAGCCUGUUCUUGCUCAAGUGAUUAUAAAAAGCUAUGAAGGUGAAAAAGUUGAUGAAUUCUAUGAGGGCGAAGGAUUUAUAUGUUUUGAGGGAGGAAAUACAUACAAGGGUCUAUUUUCUGAAGGAUGUAUGAAUGGAGAAGGGACUUACACAUGGGCUGAUGGAGUAAAAUACGAGGGAACAUUUGUUAAGAAUGUGCCGAUGCAUAAUGGCCGUUACACCUGGAAUGAUGGCAGUGUUUACGAAGGAUCAAUCCAAGAUGGACUUAGGCAUGGGUAUGGAGUUUUCAGGAGCGGUACUCAUCCAAUUUCUUACAUUGGUUAUUGGUGCAAUGGCAAAAGACAUGGAAAGGGUGAAAUUUAUUAUGAUCAGGAACAUACAUCCUGGUAUUCAGGUGAUUGGGUAAAUAAUGUCAGAGAAGGAUGGGGAUUCAGACGUUACAGAUCUGGAAAUACCUAUUUUGGUCAUUGGAAGAAAAAUCUACAGCAUGGAUAUGGAAAAAUGAUAUGGCUGACAGAUAAGCAAGAGUACGAAGGAGAGUGGCAGUAUGGCUUACAGCAUGGUUCUGGCAUACACACAUGGUUUUUGAAGAAAAUGGAUUUGUCUCAGUAUCCUCUACGGAAUGAAUAUGUGGGAGAUUUUGUAAAAGGGGAGCGCCAUGGACAUGGGACAUUUCUUUAUGCUGAUGGAGCAGUGUACAGUGGAGAAUGGGUGCAUAAUAAGAAGCAUGGCAAGGGCAACUUUUUCUUCAAGAAUGGUCACAGAUUUGAAGGAGAGUUUGUAAAUGAUCGUCUCGUGAACUAUCCUGCUUGUCAAAGGUCUGCUGUGAAAGCCAAGAACCGGAGAGCCACUAGCCCAAGAAGACAUUCUGCCAUUAAAAGGACCAGAGUCAUUAAUGCCUUCGGAAAGACUUAUUUUCUGGGAUCAGAUAUUGAUCUGGAUUUAUCGUCACUGCUUGUCUUGUUCACAAAGAAAGACAGAGAGGAAGAAAUGCAACAAGUAGAAUUGGCUGUGUUGAGACAUAUUUCAAAAUUGAGAAAAGCCUACUGCUUCUACAGUACCUUAGGCUAUGCUCCUUCUUCUGAUGGCACUUACACCCUGACUAUGCUGCAGUUUUGGAGGUUUCUGAAGGACUGCAAAUUUCAUCUCUCUUCUGUAACUCUCGCUGAAAUAGAUCGACUGUUGAGAGGUCAUAAACCACUGAAGCAGAUACAUGAUCCAAGUGAUUUAUUACUGUUCAGAACAUUUGUAUCCUACCUUGUUCACCUGGCAUUUCAUAUCUAUCAUGAAGAGUACAAAGACAAAGUUCCUCAUCUGCAGAAGUGUUUCUUAGAAAUGAUGUCCAGGAAUGUUCUUCCCUCUGCCUGUCAUGUCCAAGGUAUCUUAUAUUCUGAUGAAGAAUUCACAUCUUUUGCCAUGAGCUACCAUGAGAAAUGCUGGGAAAUAUAUGGAGAUUUUUGUAGACCAUGUCCCAGAUCUCCAUUUGAACCCACGCUGAAGCUGAGGCAGUUCCUCUGGAUGUUGGAUGAUCUUAAACUUCUCAAUGAACAAUUAACUGCUCCAAGAGUUCUGGGAAUACUUGUCAAAGUUGCCUGCCUACCUGGCAUCUAUGCUGUCAACCUGGAGCUGGAGAUGGUUUUUCUGGAAUUUUUUGAAGCUCUUCUUGAAUGUGCAUUGGUGCAUGUUACUGAGGAUAUGAUCCUGAAGAAAGAAGCUCAAGAUAAUCAGAAAAGAAGUAGCUUUGAAAUCAAGGAGUUCUCCAAGAAAACCUCAGCUGCAUCUGUCACGGAACAUUUUCCACCUCAGCCGCCAAGCCCUUGUGAAGACACAAAGCCUGCUCAUCAACCUUCUCUACUGGAAACUGUUCUCUCAUUUUCCAUGACUCCUGGAGAAAGCAAAGAUGACGUGUCAUUGCCAAACAAGGAUGUAAAAGAAGAACAAGAUUCUUGUCCAGAAAAGGAAUUGAUAGAUGAAGCAAAAGAAGAUAAAGACGAACAAAAGGAGCUAUUUAGUUUCUGGAUGUGUCAGGUGGAAUCCUUCUUCACAACUAAGUUCUUCCCUGCGUUUGAACAUGAAAUAGUGCUGAGAAAUAAAAGAAAAGAAAAAAAAAAGCAGGAUGCUGAAUUAGCUGAUCUGAGAAAGAUCCAGGCUGAAGAGCUGGAAAGACUUAUUGCUGAAAAAGAAGUAGAAGAGGCAAAAAGGCAAGAAGCAGCUGUGAUACAUGGGAGUGUCCAGCCCAGGAAAGGAUCCUCGUCAUCUUGCAAGACACUCCUCCCCAGGAGAAGUCUCCAGCUGAAAAAAGAGGCCCCCAGGAGAGAACCCUCACAAAAGAAAAGAGGCUCACAAGGCAGCAGAGCCUGAGGAGGAAGAGGCAGAGAAGGCAGCACCCACAGGUACCCAGGCAACUGCUGACAAAAAGAAAAAAAAUAAAUCCUUUGCUGGUAACUGCUGAAGCUUCAAGCAAGCACUCUUCAAAUAAAAAAAACCCACCCCAAACCAAAACAAUUCCAGAAAACCCACACUUGUAGGAAGCUGUAAGAAUGGCUAAAUUAUAUGCACAAGAAUUGAUGGUUUCAGAGGAAGCAGUUUUUUAAACCAGGAUUUUGGGUAAAUCAGCAGGAAGUUACACAAUGCCAAUGAACACAGAUGCUUCUAAAGUGUAACAAUUAUUAGUUUUAUUUUUCAGCAAAAUAUUCACAUAACAUAUUAGAAUGGAAUGGUACAGAUGAAUUCAGACUGGUUUUUAAUUAGUUUGCACAUAAACAUUUUUAAAAUUUAAAAAUUUUAUGGUCAGAGUUUACAGAUUUUAGUAGAAAUUUUGAUUCUUACAAAGCAAGUAUUGCUUUACUAUUGUCAUUAUUCCAGUCAAUAAUAUGACUAAUAACUUCUCAUGUUGAACAAGUGCCUGACAUUGACAUCUUCAAUAAAUCAGCCCUUUGCAGAUCAAUCCAAGAAGAAUAUAUUAUUAAACUGUGUUGCACAAA
Lonchura striata (white-rumped munia) is the source of this 3392-nucleotide messenger RNA. Its product is annotated as radial spoke head 10 homolog B. Lineage: Eukaryota; Metazoa; Chordata; Aves; Passeriformes; Estrildidae. The record is from RefSeq and is a predicted model, not a curated record.